ACUAGUGGGGCAACUAAGCAACGACCAGAGAAAUAACCUUAGGAGCUCGGUGCACUGUAGUUUCUGCCUGAAAUAAUGUCUGGCGUCCCGGCGCUUCAGUCUCCGAGGUGACCGAGGUCUGAGCAGCAGCAGCCGGGAUGGCGCUGGUCACCGUCCAGCGGUCGCCGACACCGAGCACUACCUCCAGCCCCUGUGUGUCUGAGUCGGGCAGUGGUGAGGAUGACCGCCGCUCCCAGCCCAGGAGUAUCAGUGAGAGCUUCCUCACGGUGAAAGGUGCAGCCCUGUUCCUUCCCAGGGGUAACAGCCCCACGCCUAACUCUGCACCUCGCAUCAGCCAGCGCAGGAACAAGCACACAGGUGACCUCCAGAAACAUCUUCAGACUAUGUUCACUGUGCUGCGGCCGGAGGACACCAUCCGACUGGCUGUGCGUCUGGAGAGUGCUUACCCUCAGGUAACCCGCUACAUGGUGGUGGUCUCCACCAACGGUCGACAGGACACGGAGGAGAGCAUCGUGCUUGGCAUGGACUUUGUCUCCUCUGAUAGCUGCUGUACUGUGGGUCUAGUCCUACCUCUGUGGAGCGACACUCUGAUCCACUUGGAUGGAGAUGGUGGUUUCAGUGUGUCGACAGUGAACAGGGUUCAUGUCUUCAAGCCAGUCUCUGUCCAGGCCAUGUGGUCAGCCCUCCAGUCACUCCACAAAGCGUGCGAGGUGGCUCGCUGCCAUAACUACUACCCAGGCAGUCUGUUCCUGACCUGGAUCAGCUACUACCAGAGCAGGAUCUCCUCAAACCAGUUCUGUAUCAACGAGUGGAACGCUAUGCAGGAUGUGGAGUCGCACCGUGCAAACUCCCCUGUUCUCUUCACAGACCUGCCCACAGAGAGAGAGCGCACAGAAAGGCUGAUCAAGAUGCGCCUCAGAGAGAUCAUGAUGCAGAAAGACUUGGAGAACGUCACCUGUAAGGAGAUCCGAACAGAGCUGGAGAUGCAGAUGGUGUGUAACUUAAGGGAGUUUAAGGAGUUCAUAGACAACGAGAUGAUAGUCAUCCUGGGACAGAUGGACAGCCCCACUGAAAUCUUUGAACACGUCUAUCUGGGUUCUGAGUGGAAUGCCUCUAACCUGGAGGAGCUGCAGAACAGUGGAGUGCGGUACAUCCUGAAUGUGACCCGGGAAAUAGACAACUUCUUCCCGGGGAUGUUUGAGUACCACAACAUCAGAGUGUAUGAUGAGGAGGCCACCAACCUGCUGGAGUACUGGAACGACACCUACAAGUUCAUCACCAAAGCCAAGAAAGCUGGUGCUAAGUGUCUGGUUCACUGUAAGAUGGGCGUGAGUCGCUCUGCAUCCACAGUGAUUGCCUAUGCUAUGAAGGAAUACGGCUGGGACCUAGACACUGCAUUCGACUAUGUAAAAGAGAGACGGGCUGUCACCAAACCAAACCCUUCCUUCAUGAAACAGCUGGAGGAGUAUCAGGGAAUUCUGCUGGCCAGCAAACAAAGGCAUAAUAAGCUAUGGCGCUCCCACUCUGACAGUGACUUGUCAGAUCGCCCAGAGUCAAUGUGUAAACCUUCUUUCGCCUCUCUGGGCCACUCUGACUCUCACAACAACAACGCCUCCUCCCCCUCCUUACAUCACUUCCUGGGCGUGGCUGUGCUCCAAGCGCUUGGUGCUGAACCUGAAGACUCUGCCAAAUCAAACACCGCGCACACACCCCGAGCGGCCACUGUGGUCCCAGAGGAAAGACUGGACAAUUCAGCGAGUGUGGCUGUCACUGUGCCUGUUGCUGUACCCCACCCCCCACCAUCGCUCCACAUCCUACCUCCUACUCCCAAACUCCAGCGUGCUCACAGGGGUCCUCCCACACAUCUGUCCAUUUUAGUGCCCAAACACAAACCAACGGAACUUGAUAACAACAACAACCCUAGUGAGUUACAGACAGGCAGUGCCUUUGAUAGCCGCGGCGAGGCCGAUGGGUCAUCAAACCACAGCACAGACAGCAUCAACUUCUUCAGCGCCAGGGAAAAGUUUCUGGGCUUGGCCCAAGAUGGCAGAACUCGGACACUUUCAGAGCAGGCAUCUCCUCAGUCAGAAGACAGUGUCGAAAAAGCCAAUCCUGACCGAACUCAUCAUCCUCACCAUGACAACGGAAUAUCAGUCCGCCAUAUUGUUACUGAGAUCGAAGCCAUAUGCCACCCAGCGUCUUGCCUCCCUCUGACUCCAUCCCCCUCCUCCUCUUCACCACUCCCUCCAUCCUCCCACAGCCCCCAGCUCGUCCGACAGAAUCAUCAUCAUCAGGAGGAGGCAGAGUGUUCUGAAGUCACACACGGCUCUUUAACUCCACCUUCGCAGCCACCGUCCCCCUCCAUGCUGCCAUGCGACUGGCCGGCGGGCUCGGUGCGGCGGGCCACCAAGCAGCUAGAGCAGAAGCUGAGGCAGGAAAUGGAGAUGGCGGCGUCUCAGCGAUCCCCGCUGCAUUCCCCCAGCUCCGAGCACCCUCCUGUCAGACUGUCCCCAUGCUCGCCGAGUGCUGAGCAGUCCCCCCCUUCGCUCCCCUCAUCACCCCACAGAACAAAGUAUCACUCAGGGAGAGAUCAUGGCUGCAGGAGUCAGACACAGAUGAGAGGCUGGAGUCCAGUUCCUGUGGCAAUCGAGGGGGCUGCAGCCCCGGCUGUGAUGCCCAGAGCAGGCUGGCUCGAUGGCAGUCAGGAGCUGGAGAGGAUUCAGCAGACCCUGAGAGAGCUGCAGGCUUUCCUCCACGAGGGUGUCAGCCUGGAGACGACGGACAGCGAAGUACAGGAACUGGAGCAGCCUCAGGGGCUGAGAGAUGCUAUGGACACAGAGCCAGGACCUUGCAAAGGAGCAAGUUCUGAACAGACCCCUCAAGGCCUGGAAGUAGGGCAGCAGCUCCUCGAGAGACGAGAGGGGAAGAGUUUCCUGGAGCCAACAGGGUGGCACAGAGCCAUGGAACUCGAGGCUCGCAUUCGCCAGGCGGGACUCACCCCCCCUUCUCUCAUGAAGAGGUCGGCCUCCUUGGCUAAGCUGGACUGUCUGGAGCUGUCAGCCAACGACCUCAGUGACCUAGACCUGAGGCCACACACCAGGACAUCAUCAUCACACUCCCAGGACUCUUUCUCAGCAUCCCCUUCUCACCCUGACGACACUUGGAAGAAGCAGAAAGUGUUGGCUCGAAACACUAGUGUGGAAAAGACUGGUCUGUCCCGUGACAAUUCAUCUUCGCCUCGGUCCCUCAGCCUCUCCUCCGCCCUGCACCGUCGUCCAAAAGAGGAGACAGGUGAGAGGGAGGAGCCAGAUGGCAGCGGGAGCAGCACAGUCACUACAUCACGUCAGCAGGGGAGGGGACACUCAUCUAGACGUUCUCGCAAAGCGUCCGCUGAGAAAAAGCAGCGAGCCGUCACUGUGCUAUACAAUACCAUGUAACCUCAGUGCAAUGGACUGGAAUGGACAUGACUGGAGCUGUGCACAUGUGUGAGAGAGGCUGCAUGAUGUGUAUGAAUGUGUAGCAGGUAAAGUGUAGACCUUGUGUAACCUCUGAUGUAUGUACGUACUGCGUAAGAAUUGAAUGAUGAACAUAUGUUUGCAUGUAAACCACUGGAUGCGUUGUUUCAACUGGAGUUGAGGUUUGUAUGUACAGUAAUGAAAUAUGAAUGUCCAAACUAAGACUGAACUGGUGCAUACUGAAUGCACUCCACUAUGUCUGUGUCCCUUUUUUAAAAAGAAGCCUUUGUUUUCAGUGUGUGACCCUCGCUGCCUGUUCAGAGUUUCUACAGCAACAGCAAAAGGGGCUUUUUCUCAUAACAUGCACUUUACUGUUUAGAUGAUUUUCUUUUUAUUUGAAAUCUGUUUUUUACCCUGGGGGAAGAUUCGUUUGCACUGAUCUCAGUAGACUUGUCUCUGUAUGUUUUUGCUUUCGAAGUGGAUAGACAUGUCUUUAUUCAGAUUUUUAAUUGAACCAGGACAAAGCUGAUAUGUUUUUUUUAAUUCAGUGCUUUAGCAGUCAAUAAAUGUGGUGAGUUUGUUUUGACUGCA
Molecule: messenger RNA, 4046 nt
Organism: Lates calcarifer (barramundi perch)
Lineage: Eukaryota; Metazoa; Chordata; Actinopteri; Centropomidae
Gene: ssh2a
Product: slingshot protein phosphatase 2a
Biological process (GO): actin cytoskeleton organization; negative regulation of actin filament polymerization; protein dephosphorylation
Cellular component (GO): cytoplasm
Molecular function (GO): actin binding; protein tyrosine/serine/threonine phosphatase activity
Source: RefSeq, a predicted model, not a curated record